GAAAAUUAUACAUACAUAGGUUACACAUUACACAUUACAUUAGUAUUUGAGAAACUGCAUCCUUCGCAAUUGGCCAAGUAAACUACCUAACCUAACUCCACUAAUUGAACGGCCGAGCAAGCCUUGCCCAGCCCAUCCCACUUCCUGGAACUUUCCAUCAUUGACAACCACCAAAAACAUUCCAACUCCUACAACAUCCACCCCCGUUUCCUCUUCCCUCCAAUCACACCGAGAUCGCAUACCCUUUCAACCCAAAACUCAAACCCAAAAUUUGACUUCACCCAACUAUUACCAUAAUAACCUCUAUCCGAAGCUACUGCGUGGUUUAACCAAGCCAACGAGGCACGAGGCGCAAGCCUCCAUCUGCAAACCUCUGGCCAACUUUCAUAAUCACAUAGUUAAUCAGUCACGAAACAAACCGUCAAAACGGCGUCCACCAACCAACAACAAGCGCCCGCGACAGGCGGGGGCACAGCUCCAGUGACACCUAAAUCGCUGAAUCAAACCUCGGCAUCUCCAGCGACAUCUACUUCUCCUCGCGGAAUGGCUGGCUUAACCCGUCCCAUCCUGCAGUCCAUGCCGGACACGCGUCAGCAGUCGUUCGAGGAGAUCUACGGCCCCCCGGAGAAUUUCCUCGAGAUAGAAGUCCGCAACCCGCGCACGCACGGCACGUCGCGCAACAUGUACACGGACUACGAGAUAGUGUGUCGAACCAACAUCCCGGCCUUCAAGCUGCGGCACUCCUCCGUACGCCGGCGCUACAGCGACUUCGAGUACUUCCGCGACAUCCUCGAGCGCGAGAGCGCCCGCGUCACUAUCCCCCCGCUCCCCGGCAAGGUCUUCACCAACCGCUUCUCCGACGACGUUAUCGAGGGCCGUCGCGCGGGACUCGAGAAGUUCCUUAAGAUCGUUGUUGGUCACCCGCUACUUCAGACCGGCAGCAAAGUCCUGGCUGCGUUCGUGCAGGACCCUAACUGGGACCGUAACGCGUGGUGACUGCGCCUUUUCGACUCAUGGGCCAUCAAUAACGGACCACAACGCACCGGUGGCCGUCGCAUACCCCGAAAGCUGCAGAAGAGACCACCCAAACAACUCGUAGAGACUCAUUUGCAAGGGGUAUCAGCAAAACGAAGUAGCUGGGGGACCGAGACGACAUUACGAUGACAAACGAAAGAAAACCGCCUAUAUUGCCGAACCGAGCUUUUUACGGAUACGAGGACAAGGACAAGGACAAGGACAAGGAAAUGUUAAUGUGUACAUCGAUUUUCAUGACGCCGCCCACGUGGACAUAGCUAUAGCUGACUUGGUCAAGAUGCUGUCUGAAGUCGUCUGAGAGAGAGAAUGAUCAGACUAGGUACUAGUAGUCGAGAAAGACUCAUUUCGUUGAUUUUACCUAUAUUAAUAUAAUCUUCACCUUCCAUCGUCGCCGUGUUCUUCUACCUGAGCUUUAAGUCGUCAUGCAGGUACUUGACACAGGAAAUAUUAUA
Daldinia caldariorum is the source of this 1487-nucleotide messenger RNA. RefSeq names its product Phox-like protein. The record is from RefSeq and is a predicted model, not a curated record. The transcript has 3 exons. Lineage: Eukaryota; Fungi; Ascomycota; Sordariomycetes; Xylariales; Hypoxylaceae. Gene Ontology annotation, cellular component: retromer complex; early endosome membrane. Gene Ontology annotation, biological process: endocytic recycling; late endosome to Golgi transport. Gene Ontology annotation, molecular function: phosphatidylinositol-3-phosphate binding. The coding region runs from base 544 to 996 and encodes 150 amino acids.